AUGCUAUCCACCUCAUCCCAUCCCAUCCACGUCAUCCCAUCCCAUCCACCUCAUCCCAUCCUAUCCACGUCAUCCCAUCCUAUCCACCUCACCCCAUCCCAUCCACCUCAUCCCAUCCCAUCCACGUCAUCCCAUCCUAUACACGUCAUCCCAUCCAAUCCACGUCAUCCCAUCCUAUCCACCUCAUCCCAUCCUAUCCACCUCAUCCCAUCCCAUCCACGUCAUCCCAUCCUAUCCACCUCAUCCCAUCCCAUCCACGUCAUCCUAUCCUAUCCACCUCACCCCAUCCCAUCCACCUCAUCCCAUCCCAUCCACGUCAUCCCAUCCCAUCCACGUCAUCCUAUCCAAUCCACCUCAUCCCAUCCCAUCCACCUCAUCCCAUCCCAUCCACCUCAUCCCAUCCCAUCCACGCCAUCCCAUCCCAUCCACCUCAUCCCAUCCCAUCCACGUCAUCCCAUCCUAUCCACCUCAUCCCAUCCUAUCCACCUCAUCCCAUCCUAUCCACCUCAUCCCAUCCCAUCCACGUCAUCCCAUCCUAUCAACCUCAUCCCAUCCCAUCCAAGUCAUCCCAUCCCGUCCACCUCAUCCCUUCCCAUCGACCUCAUCCCAUCCCAUCCACGUCAUCCCAUCCCAUCCACGUCAUCCCAUCCUAUCCACCUCAUCCCAUCCCAUCCACCUCAUCCCAUCCCAUCCACCUCAUCCCAUCCCAUCCACGUCAUCCCAUCCUAUCCACGUCAUCCCAUCCCGCCAACGUCAUCCCAUCCCAUCCACGUCAUCACAUCCUACCCACCUCAUCCCAUCCCUUCCACGUCAUCCCAUCCCUUCCACGUCAUCCAAUCUUAUCCACACCCCUCUGGUGUCGGCGGCAGCAACAGACGUGCAGCUGAUAGUGGGGGUGCGCGGCCGUACUUCAUGCGCACCAUUCCCAACGAUGGGGCUGACAUGCACGCCAUAGCCGCGCUGCUGCUGCGCUACAAGUGGAGGCAGGUCGUGGCAGUGUACACAGACAACCACUUCGGCCGCAACGGCAUCACCGCACUCGUGACCUACUUGCUCGCAGACAAGGCGUUGGAUGUGCACAUUGUCCAGAGGGUGCCUGUCAAGUCCACGUGGACAGCUGAUGACGUGGCACAAGCCCUGGCUGCCAGCAAGGCAGUGGACUCCUCCGUCUACGUGUUGCACGCGUCCUCUACCAUGUCUGCUCUCAUACUCGAUACAGCGAGCAAGGUGGGCAUGAUGGGGAAGAACUACGUGUGGAUCACAUCUGAGGGGGCUGCCCAGGCCAACACGUCCACACUGCAGAGUAGAGAGGGUUUGAUCACCACUCUCCUAUCUACUUCACUUCUCUCCUCAUUGCUUGUCCAUCCUUCGUCCUUCUCCCCCACUUCUUAUCCCUCCCACCCCUCUCUUCCCCAAGGUCUGAUAAUUAAAACCUCGUAUCUGCGUCCGUCGCAGUGCCUGGCGGCCUUCAAGCAGCGGUGGAGGCAGGUGAGCGUGCAGCAGUUCCCAGAGGCGGCGGAGGAGGGCCCCAAGACGUACAGCCUCGCAGCGGUGUCCCUCACGCGGCAUGGUGAUGUGCAAGCUGAUGCAACGGAGGUGCUCAACGUGGUCAACCCCACCGCCAUCAGGCGGCCCUCCAAGGACCAGCAAGAGACACUCAACAUAGUCUUUCCGGGUGGGAUGGUGCAAGUGAAUCGAUCUGCAGUUUGUUUGUCAACAUCGCAAGAGGAGAGGGCAAUGACCAGAUACCCCAUCCAUCUCGCUUCCCCCUUCCCUCUCCCCUUGUUUCGCAUCUACAGCAGGUUGUCAACAUCAUCCAGUGGUCCUGCCACGGGCAACGGCCGCUACUCUGGCCAUUGCAUCGACCUCUUCCAUGCUCCUGCCUACCAACAGUUUGUCAAUGUCUCAAGAGGGGAGGGCAACGGCCGCUUCUCUGGUUGCUGCAUCGACCUCUUCCGAGCAGCUGCAGCCAUGUUGCCGUACGCACUCCACUAUGAGUUUGUGCUCUACGGGGAGGAUAACCUCACCGAAAUGGUGUACGACGGGGUCAUUGGAGACAUCACAGUCAUGGAGACACGCAACACAGCAGUCUUCUUCACGUAUCCCAUCUUUGUAAGCCGUCUUACCAUUCGAUCACCAUCAGGCCUGGGAGUCAUGGGGUACGCAGUGGAGAAUGCGAGUCCCUGGCUGGCGUUCCAGCCAUUCACAGUGGGCAUGUGGAGUGUCACACUGGCGUUGUGCAUGGUGGCGGGGCUCAUCACCUCGUUCCUCGAGCACCAGUCCAACCAGGCCUUUCGAGGAAAGCUGCACCGCCGCUUGCAGAAUGCCGCAUGGUUCGACUUGCAGAACCUUUACUCCAUCAUGGGUGAGUGGGUGCCUCCAUUGGUGGGUGCAUCUAUUGGUGAGUGCCUCUAUUGGUGGGUGCCUCUAUUGGUGGGUGCCUCUAUUGGUGGGAGCCGCAAUUAG
This is a messenger RNA of Closterium sp. NIES-65, 2466 nucleotides long. The record is from the annotation of a GenBank genome assembly. NCBI's taxonomy places the organism in Eukaryota, Viridiplantae, Streptophyta, Zygnematophyceae, Desmidiales, Closteriaceae.